Limulus polyphemus (Atlantic horseshoe crab) is the source of this 8428-nucleotide messenger RNA. Its product is annotated as nuclear factor 1 X-type-like. Gene Ontology annotation, cellular component: nucleus. The coding region runs from base 304 to 2403 and encodes 699 amino acids. NCBI's taxonomy places the organism in Eukaryota, Metazoa, Arthropoda, Merostomata, Xiphosura, Limulidae. Gene Ontology annotation, biological process: regulation of transcription by RNA polymerase II. The record is from RefSeq and is a predicted model, not a curated record. Gene Ontology annotation, molecular function: DNA-binding transcription factor activity, RNA polymerase II-specific; RNA polymerase II cis-regulatory region sequence-specific DNA binding. The transcript is spliced from 15 exons.
AUACUACGUUUCAUCGUAUUACUGGUGUUACUAUUACUACUAGGUUUGGCGACAUUUGGAUAAUACUAAUGGUUUGAGGGUAGUCGACUGUGAUUACGAUCAAUACUUUCGCUGUCGUCCUUUUGAGGAUAGUACCUUAAUAUAUCAGAGUGUUUUGUUACUUAACGUAUAUUAUGCAGACCACAAUAAAAUUAAAAUACCUAAAGUGGACAUGGCGGCGCUGAACGAAUCGCUGAGUACUUUCGAUUCUCAUGGUAACCUGCGGGGCCAUCGGAAACAGUAACGAUCAACUUCUAGGACUGUAUGCCUCUGGAUGAAUUUCAUCCAUUUAUUGAGGCUCUCCUGCCUCACGUCAAGGCUUUCUCAUACACCUGGUUCAACUUGCAGGCAGCUAAGAGAAAAUACUACAAAAAACAUGAGAAGCGAAUGACUCUGGAGGAAGAAAGAAGAUGCAAAGAAGAGUUACAGUGUGAAAGUUUAGAAGUGAAACAGAGAUGGGCAUCUCGUUUGUUGGGCAAACUCAGGAAAGACAUAGCUCAGGAUUGCAGGGAAGACUUUGUUCUAGGCAUAACUGGGAAGAAGCGGGCAACAUGUGUCUUAAGCAAUCCAGACCAGAAGGGAAAGAUGAGGAGGAUAGACUGUUUAAGACAGGCAGACAAGGUUUGGCGACUAGAUCUUGUAAUGGUGAUCCUCUUCAAAGCCAUUCCCUUAGAAAGCACUGAUGGUGAAAGGUUAGAAAAGUCUGCAGAGUGCCUCCACCCAAGUUUAUGUGUAAACCCCUUCCACAUCAAUGUUUCCGUCCGUGAGCUCGACCUCUACUUGGCUAACUUCAUAUUUAGCCAUGAAACUUUAAGUGGUUUACGAGAAAGUGUAUGUGAUAGUGAAGCUGUUGAAGACAGGGAAAUGUGUAGGAAUACAAUCGUUGCAACAGGAGUGUUUACUUCAGCUGAACUAUACCGAAUGUCCAAAGAUUCCAUAAUGCAACCUACAAAUGAUAUACAACUUCCUCUCAACAUUGUCAAGAUGGAAUCAUCUUUUUAUUAUUCCAACAACUAUUCAUCCUCUACAGACUACAGAGGCCUUGGAGUUGGAGGACAUCAACCACUGAGUAUGGUUAACCCUGAGGUAACUACUCACCCAGGUAGUCCACCAUUUGAACCAAGGAAUAAACGUCUUCGAAGAAUUUCGUCCAAUGAAGAAGAGAUUGAAAAAUCUGGUGCUGGAGAUGUUGGUGGCUUUUAUGGUCAUAGUCCAGCCAGUUUAAGUAGUCAAACUUCAUGGGGAAGUGAUAUUGACCCUAGUAAUAUCCAUAUUGUCCGAACAGGCAAUCCUCCCCCAAUCCAUUCGCCUCAUAGUUCACAUCAUAAUAAAGUAAAAUCUGAGGCUUCUAGUAGUUUUGUAUCGGUCACUGGGGAACCACUUACUCCUCAUACUCCUCCAGGAGAUGUUAUUAUUCAACGUCAAGAUGUUGUCAGGCCAGAUAAGGCAAUUAAUUCCCCACAAUCAAGAGAAGCUCUGGCUCCACACCAUAGCACGUUAAAUCUUGCAUCUCCAACCCACAACCUUGGAGGACUGGCACCAUCUUCAGCUUAUUUCAUGGGCCAGAAGUAUCAAGAGAAUGGAGAUACUCUCUCAGACUUUGUGAACUUAGUGUGUCAGGAAACCCAGAGCAGCAGUGGACCAUCUCCACAAUCCACAGCUGACCAUGAGAGUAGAAGCCCCUCCAAGCUUCACUUCUAUACCAGUGCUAUGUUACCUCCUCCACCCCCAGCCCCAAUGGCCAGACCAGUUGCCAUCAUUAGAUGUACAGAUUUGAGUCCAACCACUCCAAGCCCACCUGCUACAUCUACUGGUAGAAGUUGUGUUACACCAGAUCCUGAAGCUCCAGGACCCAGUAAUACAGAAGAUAGAGACAAUAGAGAACAGGUGUCACCACCACCAACAACAUCAGUGGUGGGACUGUCCUCUAAUUCCCAAGAUUCAUCUCCUGUGAACCGAUCUGUGAUGAGCAGCCCUUUUACUACAUUAGCAAGACCAGAACACAGCUUUGCUCAUAUUCAUCCUCAGCCUCAACUGUUCUCUUAUCCAAGCAUCAGUCCAGUUAGUGGGGUCAUCAGUCCCACAAAUUUCAUCAUGUUUACAUCUCCAGUGACCACACCCCGUAGCACUCCACGGACCACUCCAGUACCUCGAUGGAAUAAUUCAUUUAUAGCAUUAGACGAUAAUAUGGAUUACAACAUGAUCACAGGUUUGAUGCCCGGAACAAAUCCUGAGGCUGAUCCUCCACACAUUAUUGGUGCUGAAGAGCGGUUUUUUCCUGAAGUUCACAGUAGUGAAGCAGUGGAUGCAAGCAGUCAGACGGCUAGUGCCUCAACUACUCCCACCAAGAGUCAGCCUUCUUAAGAAUGUACACUACUUGCUCAAGAAAAGUUCUUGAUAGUGACAAAAUAAGAACCUUAUUGGUUCUUCUGUGUUGGAACAUCAUUACUAACAGCAAUAAUAGGCAAAUUUUUCAGAAGGCCAAAGAUACUACUGCUGGCAAUACAGCUAGAGCAUUUUAGGUUGUGAUGCAUAGCACAACAUGUGAAAGGUUUUGUAAGUAUGCUGAGGGCCUUGAAAUGUUGGAAAAGGUGAAAAUAUGAACUAGUUUAACUACCUCUGAGAAAACAUAACCCAACCACACUUUCGCAACAUUGAUAUUCUAACUAUAACAUUUAUUCCCAGUAACUACUUGCUCAGAUAUGUCUGAAUAGAUGGUUGGGUGUGUAAUUUGUAGACAGUAGUUUCUUUUUGUUACUUUUAUAUAUAGUGAAUAGAUUUCUUUUCAGAACUUUAAACAUGACUAGACUGAUAUUAUGAUUUAUGUAAAAAAUAUCAAGUGAAUAUGGACAAAAUUAUUUUAUGUAUCAUCUUCUCCUGUUGAACCAUUUCAUUUCCUUCUUAACUUCAGUGUUACUUUUCUUGUAUUUCAUAGGUUUAUCUAUGCUGUUUGUUACAAGGCUAAGAAUGUGUUUUUAGUUGUGUGUACGGCUUGCACGUUUGGUUUUAAUAGUUUUUUCUUUUAGCGAGUAGUUUUAUUGAAUGAGGAAAGUUAAGGGUUAUUACUUUCUAUUUUUGAAUAUUUGACAUCUGACAUUUUAUAGAAGGGUGCUGAUUGUUUUUAGUAAAUUAUGUAAUGUUUGUAAAAUGGUUUUGUCCAAUAAAUACAAAAGAAUGAAAAACAAACAGUUAGGAAGAACAAGACUCUAAAAGACUAAGGUAUGAUUAGUGAUAAUGAAUAUCUACUGAGACUUUGUACUUGAUUAUUAUUUUAUUGUUUUUUGUUUGUUUUUUAAUGAAGUAAUGUUGAUACAGUAGCAAAACCUACUGGAAUGUGCUCUUGACAGAGGAAGUUGUACAUUUGAAGACUUCAGAAGUGAUUGUGAAUUGCUUAGAAUAUAAUGGUCAGUAACUUAGGAUAUUGAAUGAAACUAUAAUAUUUUAUAAUAUAGACCUAAGCUUUGAUUCUUGUAUAGGACUAGAUUUUUUUUGUCUUUGUGGAUUAAUAUUGGAUAGAGAAACAAUGUAUCUGAGCUUCAGACACCUGUUGGAGUGUUUGUUUUUUGUAUUAUAUGUUGAAAAAUUACAGUUGUAGUGCUAGUCACAAUGUCAGUGAAGAGUACAGUGUUGGAAAUAUGACCUGCCAAACAAUGAGGAAGAAACUGAUGACAUAGAAUACAAGAAAGUCUAGGUCUCUUAUUGUGAUGAUGUUACUUUAUAUUAUCACCACUGUAAUAUACACACAUCUAUAUAUAUAGAGGGAGAGAGAGAGAGAAAAUUAAAUAAUCUAGAUUUUUUGCCUAGUGACAGAGGUUCAUAAUAUGCUACAUUUUAUAGUUCUAUAACCAUCAUUCAUUAGUUAAUGUUAGAACUCAUCUCGUUCGCAGACCCUACAAAGCUAUGCAAGUUGAUAAAUGUAGAGAAAAAUUGUUUUUCAGCAGAUUUGUUUAGAAGUUAUUGUCCUUUUCUCUUCACCUUGGAUUUGCAUGGAAGAGUUAAAUAGAAAAUUGGCAGUCUUCCUCGUACAGAGAACAACUAUGAGACAGUUUUGUGUGUUUAUUUAAGGAGUUGUCUUUGUAUAUAACGUGCUUUGUACAGCUUUACAAAAACAAAUGAUUUUAAUAUAUAUAUAGAUUAAAAGUUUGGAUGUAAUCUUAAGCUCUUUUAAGGGAUUUUCUUAUCAUAGUAAUUAGAUUUUGUGCUAAAGUGGAUUUCUUCACAAAGUUGUUAAAGCUCUGCUAGAAUUUAGGCUUAAGUCAGUAACAAGUCAAGGAUAUGUCCAGUAAAACAGUGUAAAUUUAUGAUUAGUCUUUGUUGAUAUGCAGGGAACUGCAAUUUCAUGAAUGUGUAGUGCAAAUUCAAACUGAAAAUUUUAGAGAAAUUUGUUCCUUUAAAUGUUUAAGAACAGGGUCAGAAAAUCUGUGUUAUUUACUUUGAACUCUAUUUAUUUGAAGUUUGACUAUGUAGCUAUGACUUGACACUGUAAGUGUUGACUAAUGAGAAAGAUUGGAACAUUAUAUUUCUUGCUGAAAUAUAGCUACUGAAGUAUUAAUAUUUUUUUAACUUGAUAGAUAUUACUUUAUUUUCACUUUACAUGAUUAUAUCUAUCAGCUUAGAUAUUUGUAUUUUUAAACUACUGAAAAACUGACAUUAGGAAUAAUGAACAAAGCUACAUGUGUCUUUAAAACAGUGAACUUGUGAAGUUUGAAAUGAAGUUACUAAAACUAUAAAUAAAAGAAACUGUAUUUCCGUAUAUAAUUUAUAUGCAAUAUUUAAUGGUUAUUACAUAUAGUAUAUGUUCAUAUUGUGUAUAUGCAAUAUGUUUCAUGAUGAGUUAUAGAAUUUAACAGUUAUGUAUGAUACUAGUGUAUAGCCUGUCAAAAAUGAUGGGUGUUAAGAAAUCUCUAAAGAUUGCUAUAAAUUAACUAAACAAUUUUAUUCACAUUAAAAGUCACAUUUUUAUUUCAUUAUAUUUCUGAAUACACUGAAAAUAUCAUCAGUAUUUUUCAAUUUCCUUUGGAAUUGUGAAUCAAUAAUUUUUACAUACAUUUUUUUCUUUAAUUGCAUAAUUUAAAUACUAUGUGUUCAUGGUUAUACACAUGUAACUAAAUAUUAUCUGACUAACAUUAGUAAUAGUAGGUCUAUUUGUAAUCCAAUUUAAGCAUUAGGCCCAGUACAUAAAUGUAACGUAACUUAGCUGAAACACUACUUCAUUGAAAUCUUUGGUAACUUUUAUUUUGCUUUUGUCUACAACUCAAUGACAGAAAACUUAGAUGUUCAUUAAACUGAAAAAAAUAUAAGUAAAAUGUUAUUUAACUUAUCACGGUGUGAUAAGAUACCCUAAAGUACUAUCUGUUUUGUAAUUAUGCCUAAAGUAAAGAUUUAGUGUACAAUAACUUACCCUAGGCCCAAGUGCAUGAAACUUCUCGAGAAGGAAAAAAAUAUCAAUUUUAAAUCUAAAUCAUUUUUGAAUUAAACUAUUUUGCUGUUAUAUCAUCAAAAUUAUAAAAAAAAUAAUUAAAAAAACAAACAUUUCUAACAAAUCAACAUGCAUAUUAAGCAUUCAACAUAAACAUCAUAGUUGGUUUAACUACAGUGUCAUUUGGUAGUUUUGUUACUAAGCAAUGAUGUAACUUGUAGACCAUUACUCAAAAAAUGGAGCUUGAUGUGAAGACAGAAACUGCUUAAUAUAUAUAUAUGUAUAUUAUAUUAAUACCUGUGUUUUAAAUUGAAUUAUACACAGUGUGAUUUAGUGUGCUAAAGGAAAUGGGCCACCUUUGAUUAGGCUUUUUUUUUGCUAUGUCAGUCUAUGAAAUAAAGUUUGUUCCUUUUAAAAGUUGAUAUUUUAAGCCAAACUUGAUUUCUCAAGCUGAAAAUUAUUAUAUUUGUUAGGAAAAGCCUAUUGGUUUACCUUUGAGAAAGGAAAUUCAGGGUACAAAUAUAUCGGAGUACUGUUGCAGUACUGUUUUGAAGAGCUUCCACUUUAGCAAAAAAUCUCUUGUAAUGAUUUUAUAUGCAACUAGCAAAUUUAUUUUAUGAAUUGUAAGCAUAUUAACAUGUACAUAGUUAGAAACAGACUGACUUCAUUAUAUGUUAAGAUUAUUUCAUUAGAUAUGUCUUUUACUUUCAAAAAUUCACACCAAGUGUCUACAAGUCAGCUGAGAUGUUACAAAAUCCUUUAGAUAACCUAUCACUUACAUAUAUACAUCUAUCAGAUUCGUUAUGUUAAGAAUCAGAACUUCCAGCUAGUUUUAUUAUUGCAAAGUUAUAAGUAGAUCAAGUGGUUGUUGUUUACUGACAUCUAUAAGAAUAAAGAGUAUGAUAAAGUAUCCUCUGAAACAUUUAUUUAGAAAUAAACAUUUAUCAUGGUGUAUUCAUUGGUGGUUCAUUCUUACUUUUGUUGUGGUUUUUAUGUCAGAAAAUCCAAUAACUGUAUGUAAUAAGUGAAACAAUGAGAAAUACCCUUUUCUGUGCAAUGUUUUUUUCAUGAAUUGUUUUCUUCUUCUUUCCCCUCAAUGUAACACCCCCACCCCCAUUUCAUGAAUUUAAUAUUUUAGAGAUAAAACAACUGGUUUAUGAUAUGUCAUUUUAGCAUAGGUUGAGUUAGACUGAUAUAUUUAAUACUUAAGUGAUAAAGGAAAGUGAAUGAAAACACUUGCACAUUAAUAAUGAAGGAACUGAAAGUUCAUCAUUCCUAAAGAUGUGAUAAAAGAGAAAGCAAAGCUCUCUCAUCAUUUCAUCAGCUGUUGAUAAUAAUAAGGUUAUUUGAUAUUACUGUACAAGGUCAUGAAAAAAGAAGUAGAAGCCCUUUUACAAUAGUCCUCUUGAUUUUGAUGCAAAAAGUGGAUGUACUUUCAAAUUCCCUCUUGGUCUUAAUGGAUUGGUGACUCUUCCUUAUUUUUCUUCAUCUUCAUCAAGGAAAUAAGGGGGAGGGCUCUUGCAUAUUACUAAUUCAAACCUGUUCCACAAUAUAAAAAAAAAUUAAUAUAAGAAUUGGAAGAUCUUUAAACAAUUAUUUUUCCUGAUCUUUAUUAAUGAAGAGUGGUGUUUUUAAUAUGCAUUGUUAUAAUGAAGGAAAUAGAAUAUGAUAUAUCAUUUGUUUUUUUUGAUAAAGGAAGCGGAAAAUUUUCAAGAUUAUUAUUCCUGGUCUUGAUGGAGAAAAAAAAAGGUUCUUCCAUGUUACUCUCCUAUUUCUUGACCAUCAGGUCUAGAUUUUUUGCAGCUGUAUAUGAGGUAAACUGAAACUUGUUAAGUGACCCAUCAUGAUAUCAUUGUCACGAACAUUUUAACUACAUAUCUUGUGGCCCCCCAGUGGCACAGCGGUAUGUCUGUGGACUUACAACGCUAUAAACCGGGUUUCGAUACCUGCGGUGGGCAGAGCACAGAUAGCCCAUUGUGUAGCUUUGUGCUUAACUUCAAAUAAACAAGCAUAUCUUGUGGGUGUUUUUUCUGCCACUACCUCUUCCACUGUAAUGAUAUAUACUGAAGCGCACUCAACUUCUUUAAAAAUGAAUUGGCAAAUUUAACAAGAUGAUCAAGGAAAUUGGGAAAGAAUUAAACUAGUUUUAUAUUAUUUGACCAGUUUUUUUAUUUAAAAAUUGAAAGAUUUAUAUCAUUAUCCGUAACAAAAGAAGAGAAACUUCUUCCAUGUUAUCAUGCUAGGUCAGAAGUGAAAGAUAUUCAAAGUGUUCCUGAUGUUGACAAAGGAAGAAAUAGCUCCUUCACACUUAAUCUUAAUAAAGUAAGUGGAAAUCUUCAACAUUAUUUUUUUUCUAAAAUGUUUAAAAAACAAACAAAAAACUCUUCCCCAUUACUUUUCCAUUUCGUCAUUAUGGAGUUUAAUAUUUCUAGUAGAAUUAUGUGAGUUAAGUUAAACCUUAUUAAAAUGACUUUCUAUGAUAUAAUUUCCUCAAAACAAAUUUUGAUAGCAUUUUUCUUUUUCUAUUAUUUGUUCCACUUGAUUUUAGUAAGAUGACUUGCAUGUGUUCUAUUCUAACUGUCCACUAUCUUUGAAAGUGUGAUUUGUAAGAAAUCUUUCUGUACCUACAUGCAUUAAAUAUCCACCGAAAACCACAUAUAGUGGUGAUUGUAUCUGAUAGAUUUAUAGGCUAGUCGGUGUGUCCAGCUUUGCUCAUGUAGUCAAAUCCAGAAUUUAUUUUUCUGUUAACAUGUUUGUUUUUAUUACACUUGCUUUAAUUGAUUGAACUUCUUUUUUAGUUUAUUCAUACAUUAUGAGUUUGUAGUUUUAUUGUUAUGCUUGUGGCUAAAGUGGGGUGUUUUUUGUCUCAUUGCAAAAUUUGAAAAAUUAAAACAGAGUGGUGUGCAACUGCAAAAUACAGAGUUAGAAUGUUACACAAGAGUGAUAGGUGUAAUCCCUAAAAAUUUGUGA